GAAUAAUAUUACCUGCAUUUAUUUUUGCUUGGUAUUAGUUGAAUUUGCCAUGGACAUCAUUCAGGUCUUUGCUCUAAUGCUGAUGCUUUUUUACUCUGGUACCCUGGGAAUGCCCGCAGGGGAGUUUACUGUACCAGAGAUGACUCAUUCUGACCAUGGUAAAAUCACGCUGAGGUUCCGAGCUCUUGGUAGGUUCUUAGAAUUCCAUCUAAGUCCUGAUGACACCUUCCUAGGACCACGGGUGCACAUUACACACAUAGGACGUACCGGUGGCAUUGAGGAAGGCAUGGAUGGGCUACGGGGCUGUUUUUAUUCAAGCCAAGAACCUUUUGCUGCAUUUAGCUUGUGCAGAGGGGUACAGGGCGCUUUCCUAUACGGGCAAGAUAGCUAUAUCAUCCAACCCACUGAGAAAUCUGGUCACCACCUCGUAUUUAAAGCUCAAAAUGGGGAAACCCAAAAACUGGGUAGCAAGACUGAAGCUGUGCUCACCCACGAGUUGGGAAACCAGAACAGAGAAACAAAGCAAAAAUCAACAGGUGCACAAAGUCUGAUGGCUAAGAUCACCAGAGGGAGAAAAGGGAAUCUAACUGAUAACGACAGACAGGAGGAGAGUGGUGGACAUAUGAAUUCACCGAAAGAGAGAAAAGGUAACAACAUUUCCCAGAGUUCGGAGAACAGGACAAAAGCGCAGACCGUCCAUGAUAAAUCCAGCAAUGGCACAAAUUAUCCAUACCGUCAGCGCAGGUUCGUGGCUGUGGACCGCUUUGUGGAGAUCUUGCUGGUGGCAGACACAACCAUGGCGAAAUUCUAUGGCGAGGAUUUAAAGCUCCAUCUCUUGACUCUGAUGUCCAUAGCCGCUCGGAUUUAUAAGCACCCAAGCCUCCGGAACUCAGUCAGUCUGGUGGUGGUCAAAGUUCUUGUGGUCGAAGAGGAGGAUCUUGGCCCUGACAUCUCAGAUAAUGGCGGUCUUACACUACGAAACUUUUGUAAUUGGCAGCAGAGUUUUAACCCACCAAAUGAUCGUCAUUCUGAACACUAUGACACUGCUAUCCUGCUUACCCGACAGGAUAUCUGUGGGCACGAGAGCUGUGACACUCUGGGCGUAGCUGACAUUGGGACGGUGUGCGACCCCAAUAAAAGCUGCUCCGUGAUUGAAGAUGAUGGACUCCAGGCUGCUUAUACCCUCGCGCAUGAGCUUGCUCAUGUCCUCAGCAUUCCACAUGACAACUCCAAGAAUUGCGAGAGGUUUUUGGGAGGACUGGUUAAAAACUAUCUGAUGGCUCCCAAGUUUCUUCAGUUCAACAAAUCUAUGCCGUGGUCUCCGUGCACCGCCACGCACCUCACCGAAUUCUUUGACAGUGGCCAUGGGGACUGUCUCCUGGAUGCUCCCUCAAUAACUCUAGAACUUCCCGAGGAGCUGCCGGGUUUAUCUUCCGUGUACGAUUUAGACAGCCAGUGCCAGCAGGUUUUUGGGAAGGAAUUCUCACACUGUCCCAGCAACCGCCAGGAGGAUCUCUGUGGCCAGCUAUGGUGUAAAAUCCAAGGGGAGCAUGUGUGUCACACCAAGAAUGGCACCCUGCACUGGGCUGACGGGACGACCUGCGGAGACCGGCGUAUGUGCAUGGAUGGCGUUUGCCUGGGAGAGGAGGCUGUAUCAGGGCCCAAGGUGGCAGUGGAUGGAAACUGGGGCAGCUGGGGAGCUUGGGGUGAAUGUUCAAGAACCUGUGGAGGAGGGGUACGGUUCUCCCAUCGAGAGUGCAAUGACCCUGAGCCGCAGAAUGGUGGGAAAUACUGCACAGGCCAGCGUGUGAUUUACGAGUCCUGUAACACCCAGGAUUGCCCCGAUCAGGAACAGAGUUUCCGAGACCAGCAAUGCGCAAAAUAUAACCAUUACAACUACACGGACAGGGAAGGAAAGCUCCUGGAAUGGCUUCCUAAAUACUCAGGAGUGUCCCCACGAGAUCGCUGCAAGUUGGUGUGCCAAGCACGAGGGAGCAGUGAAUUCAAAGUCUUCCAACUCAAGGUGGUGGAUGGCACGCUCUGUGGGCCGGAGAGUUUGUCUGUGUGCGUACAAGGUCAGUGCCUGAAGGCUGGAUGCGACCAUACUUUGGGGUCUUCUAAAAAACUAGACAAGUGCGCUGUGUGCGGCGGAGACGGGUCCAGCUGCAGAAAAGUAUCCGGUUCCCUUAAUAAGUCAAAGUACGGAUAUACCGACAUUGUUACUAUACCGGCUGGUGCCACAAAUAUUGAUAUAAAGCAACGCAGCCACCGUGGAGUCAUAUAUGACGGCAACUAUCUGGCAAUCAAGCGAACAGAUGCCAGUUAUCUGCUAAAUGGAGAUUUUGCCGUGUCUUCAGUGGAACAGGACCUGCAUCUAAAAGGAACUAUUCUAAAAUAUAGUGGAACUUCAACCACUCUAGAGAGACUACAGAGUUUCCACCCCCUUCCAGAAGCUUUGACAAUCCAACUUCUCAGAGUGGUUGAAGAGGUUGUCCCACCCAAAGUCAAGUAUAUGUUCUAUGUUCCCAAGAUGUUGACUUAUCCAAAGACAAAGUCCAAGGACAAGAUAUCCCACCAUUUGAUAAAGCCUCUGUUGACUUCGCGGUGGGUUUUUGGAGACUGGUCUCAAUGUUCUAAGACUUGUGGCUCCGGUUGGCAAAGGAGGACUGUAGAAUGCCUAAAUUUAGAAGGGGGGGCCUCGGAACAGUGCUCUCCAGAACUAAAACCGGAAGACAUCCGACACUGUGGGGAUUUGCCCUGCCCUAUAUGGAGAUUCAUGAGUUGGUCACCAUGUUCUCAAAGCUGUGGGGAAGGAAUUAGAACCCAGAGGGUGUUUUGUGUAGACUACACAGGCAAACAGAUAGAUGAGGCCAAAUGUGACCCAGGAAAACGACCUGCAGAGGUUUCAACUCCAUGUGUACUUGUGGAGUGCUGAACCAAGGUGAGGAGGAGGACGUACCAUAUGGGCAGCUAUUCAUAUUAGCCCAAUACUGCUGAUGGAGAUCAAAAUGAACUCCUUUUACACUGGAACCAUGAGAGAACUGAAGAACUAGAUUGAACAAAAAAUGUUUCCUUCAUCUCUUCCAACAA
Messenger RNA from Pelobates fuscus (common spadefoot toad), 3090 nucleotides. RefSeq names its product ADAM metallopeptidase with thrombospondin type 1 motif 8 (gene ADAMTS8). The coding region runs from base 50 to 2935 and encodes 961 amino acids. The record is from RefSeq and is a predicted model, not a curated record. NCBI's taxonomy places the organism in Eukaryota, Metazoa, Chordata, Amphibia, Anura, Pelobatidae. The transcript has 9 exons. Gene Ontology annotation, molecular function: zinc ion binding; metalloendopeptidase activity. Gene Ontology annotation, biological process: proteolysis; extracellular matrix organization.